Brienomyrus brachyistius is the source of this 4533-nucleotide messenger RNA. RefSeq names its product polycystic kidney disease 2 (gene pkd2). The coding region runs from base 670 to 3444 and encodes 924 amino acids. The record is from RefSeq and is a predicted model, not a curated record. Gene Ontology annotation, cellular component: membrane. Gene Ontology annotation, molecular function: potassium channel activity; calcium ion binding; muscle alpha-actinin binding. NCBI's taxonomy places the organism in Eukaryota, Metazoa, Chordata, Actinopteri, Osteoglossiformes, Mormyridae. Gene Ontology annotation, biological process: detection of mechanical stimulus; release of sequestered calcium ion into cytosol; potassium ion transmembrane transport. The transcript has 15 exons.
CUGGAACGCUAAUGAAAGUUUUUUCAUAGACACGUUUUCUGAACAAAUUUCUGCUGAAAUUAACAGAAAUGUGUGCCACAGUGCCUGUGACGCCAUGAGUCUUGUGUAACCCGAUUCUCCAACAAAUGAGACUCUGGGAUUUUUGGGAACAACUGGGAACAAGAUGGCUGGCGAAGGCGAAGGAAACACUUACCCUCCGCAUUAAGUUUUACCUUAAGAUUGCAGCUGGGAUCCAGUCGCUGAUAACAAUAGAUAGACUGAAAGCGGCAUAGUUAAUAUUCUGUGCGUAUAAGUAGAUAGUCGGACGCUUCACCAUUGAGAAGAUUUUGGCAGUUGUCUUACUUUUUUCCCUAUCAUCAGUUUCUAACUUAACUUUUUAACCACUAGAUUAAAAACUUCUUAAAGGCAACUUUAAUCGCUCAGUUUGGCUUAGAUGUCUAACAGAUGACUAGAUUGAAAGAAAAAGUGAGCCGUACGUGGGACAGUGUGCUGGUCAGAUAUACUUUUAUGAAGGUCAAAAAUGUGUCUGCGGGAAGAUAAUUUUUGAAAAGCUGGCUGAGGUUCCUGUGGCGCAGCCGUUCUUUCUGGGUUUGGGCAUCAUCUCGUAGAUACAUUCCGUAAAACGCCGAGGGUAAUUGAUGUAUUAAACGCAUCAGUGCAUUGAAGAAUAUGAGCUCGAAUCGAGUUCGGUCCCAGCAGCCACAGAAUCGGGCGGCAAGGCUCGGCGCUGGACCCGCUGGAACCUCUAUGAGUCACAGGCUGGAUCCAAGCGAAGGAAUCGAGAUGGAAAGGAUUCAUCAUCGGGACCUGGGGCUUGGGGGGUCCCCGGGGGCGUCCAGCCCACCCUCCUCCAGCUCAAGGCAAGCAUGGAGCCGUGACAACCCAGGGUUCGAGCCCGAGGAAGAAAUGCUGGAUGCGGACUGGCCCCCGGCGAGCCCGGGCAGGAGGUCCGUAUCCACCGCGUCGAGCAGCAGCAGCAGCGGCAGUAGUGGGCUGGGGAGCUUUAACGGGGGCAGCAGCAGUAGCGGCGGCGGCGCGGCCCGGAUGCACCGGGGGCUGUAUCCCACCCCGGCCCCCGAAGGCCAGCAUCAGGACACGCACGGCCACCGGGACUGUGGGAAGCGGAUCCUCGAGAAAAUACGAAUUUUGUGGGGAACGCGUCUAACGGAGGACAGUGACAGCAGUAGGGAGAGAUAUUUAAAGAACGUCCUUCGGGAGAUGGUCACCUACAUCGUCUUUCUCAUCACCGUGUGCAUGUUGACUUACGGCAUGGUGAGCUCCAAUAUGUACUACUACACCAAGGUCAUGACACAGUUGUUCCUGGACACACAGUUGUCAAGCUGUGAUACCACCAGUUUUAGAAAUCUGGGAACCACGGAUGAGUUCUGGAAGUUUACAGAGGGACCACUUCUUAAUGGACUCUACAGGGAGGGUUGGUACAACAACAAGACUCUUACUGAGAAUCAAACCUUCAUCUACUACGAGAACCUCCUUCUGGGGGUCCCGCGAUUGAGGCAGGUGAAAGUGAGGAACGGGUCCUGCUAUGUCCAUGAAGACUUAAAGGACGAGGUGACAGAAUGCUACGGCCUGUACUCCACCGCCAACGAGGACACGUCUCCGUUUGGGCUCAGGAACGGAACCGCGUGGGUGUACACGGACGCAGCCAUUACGAAUGGAAGCAGCUACACUGGGGAGAUCACCACCUACAGCGGGGGAGGGUACUACCAGGACCUAUCCCGCAGCAAGGAGACAGCAGCUGCUCUGCUGCACUUGCUCAGGACCAACCUGUGGAUAGGUCGGGGCACCCGGGCAGUGUUCAUCGAUUUCUCCAUCUACAACAGAAACAUCAAUCUCUUCUGCAUCGCCAAGCUGGUGGUGGAGUUUCCGGCCACUGGGGGAGCUGUGACCUCUUCACGGUUCCAGACAAUCAAGCUGACCCGCUACGUAUCUGGCUGGGAUUACUUGAUCGCGGCCUGCGAGGUCGCCUUCUGCUUCUUCGUCAUAUACUACUUCGUGGAGGAGGCCUUGGAGAUUCGUAUACACAGACUCCAAUAUUUCCGAAGCUUGUGGAACUGCUUGGAUGCGCUUAUUGUUUUGCUCAGCAUCCCUGCCAUCAUCAUCAGCAUUUACGGAAUGUCCACGGUGAGCAGUCAGAAUCUUCUGGAAAACCGCGACACUUACCCCAGUUUUGAGCAGAUGGCCAAUCUGCAGUUUGACUUCAACAGUCUAGCAGCUGUCAUUGUCUUCUUCUGCUGGAUCAAGCUCUUUAAAUUCAUCAACUUCAACAGGACCAUGAGCCAGUUAUCGACCACCAUGUCUCGCUGUGCCAAGGACAUCUUGGGAUUCGCCAUCAUGUUUUUCAUUAUAUUCAUCGCCUACGCCCAGCUGGCCUACCUUGUGUUUGGGACACAGGUGGACGACUUCAGCACCUUCAAGGCUUGCAUCUUCACACAGUUCCGUAUCAUCCUGGGUGACUUUGAGUUCUCGAAAAUUGAAGAGGCAAACCGAAUCUUGGGCCCCAUUUAUUUCACUACCUUCGUCUUCUUCAUCAUCUUCAUUCUAUUGAAUAUGUUCUUGGCCAUCAUAAAUGACACUUACUCUGAAGUAAAAGCUGACAUGGCUCAACACAAGUCUGAAAUGGAGCUGGCCGACCUCAUUAAGAAGGGCUACAACAAGGCAAUGGUGAAGCUCAGGCUGAAGAAGACAACAGUGGACGACAUCUCGGAGAGCUUCCGGCAUGCUGGGGGAAAGCUGAACUUUGAUGAGUUACGGCAGGAUCUGAAAGGGAAAGGGCACACCGACGCAGAGAUCGAAGCCAUCUUCGCCAAGUAUGACCACGAUGGAGAUGAGGAGCUUACAGAGCAUGAGCACCAGCAGAUGAGGGAUGACUUGGAGAAGGAGAGAGAAGACCUUGAGCUGGAGCGUAGCUCCCUGGCCCGUCCAGCGAGUGGGCGGAGCUUCCCGCGCAGUCAGGAUGACUCCGAGGAGGACGAUGACGAGGACAGUGGCCACAGUUCCCGUCGCCGUGGUAGCAGCUCAGGGGGCGUCUCCUACGAAGAGUUUCAAGUGCUGGUGAGGCGCGUGGACCGCAUGGAACACUCCAUCGGCAGCAUCGUUUCCAAGAUGGACGCCGUCAUCGUCAAGUUGGAGGCCAUGGAGCGAGCCAAACUGAAGAGGCGGGAUGUGCUGGGCCGGUUGCUGGACGGGGUGAUGGAGGAUGAGCGGAUGGGGAGAGAGAGCGAGGUGCACAGGGAGCAGAUGGAGCGCCUGGUGAGGGAGGAGCUGGAACGCUGGGAGUCGGACGAUGCAGGUUCGCAGGUCAGCCACCAGCUGGGGGCGGUGCUUGCCCCCGGGGCCCCCUCCCGGCCCCGUGGGUCCCGCCCCUCGUCCUCGCAAUCGACUGAAGGCCCGGACCCGGGGGGUAACAACGGCGCGCACCUAUAAAAUCACCCCAGCUGGCAUAAUUCCGAUCGCAGCUGUAAGUGGUUCCUAUAACCACUGAAAUGUGUUUUUUCAAAUUAUAUAAGCUUUUUAAACCUGACCUGCACCUCAGUUAUUUGCAAAUUGUGACGUACAGAAAUUAAAUUAUUUUAAACUUCGAAACUACAAUGGUACGGUAUAACAGUUGAUUUCUGUGGACUGUAAUGAGGGUGAACUGUGUACCCUUCGCAUUGACCGCACACUCCAGAAGUAAAGGAAGACACAUCUCCUGAAUCCCCAAAGCAAGCGUGGACAGCCGCUGUUGUUAGUCUUACCCUUAAUCUACACUCUCAGAAAAAAGGGUAAAAAUCUGUACCUUUGCUUGUCCCUGGGGCUGUACCCUCGAGGAUUUGCCAAUUGUACCCUUAACUGUAGGUAAUUGUAUCUUUUAAGGUACAGAAAUGGACUCAGGAAUACUUCUGUACCAUUAAAGGUACAUUAAUGCUGUUUGUACCUUUGGGAUGUUACUCAGAGUCUGUUUGUCUGUACCUCACAAGGUUCAAUUACAUGGGUACAAGCAAAGAGUUUUUUACACUUUUUUUCUGAGAGUGUACAGGCUGCGGACAUUUUUUUCUGAUGAAUUUUAAUGAAAAUGAUAUUGCUGGAGGAUGGUCAGCGUGCACUGGGCUGAGUGAAAUACUCCGCUGUUACGGAUAAAAGCGGACCAUAUGCUUUUUAGCUUUGCCGUUUUUAAUUUCAGGAUCAUAGAGCAUGGGCUUUAUAGACCAAUUCCUGCAAACAGGCUAAUUAGGCACUAAGGCUGGAUAGUUUAAAGCUUUUUACCGGUUAAUCUCCGGGACAUUCUGCAUUCUGCCUUCCGCAGCUUGCUUCCAUCUGUCUAACACAGGCCCACUUUGCCGUAUAGGUUGUCAUAUUUACGAAGGUAUUACUCUGUAAUGAUUUAUGCAUGACGCCUUUAACAAACUUCGAUUUGAAGUGCACGUAGUUUCAUGGGAAACCCAUAUGUAAGACUGUACUAUACCAUGCGGAAUGUUCUAGCCCAUUCAUGUAUAUUUUUUCAGGACUUAUUAAAGGAGUUUUUAAAAUAUAUAA